GGCGGCGGCGCGCAGCGGCGCGGAGCACGGGCAGGCGUCCUCUCCCCAGCGGCGGGCAGCAGCCUGUCCCGAGCCCCAGGAAGGCUUCUCGCCGCGGAGGAGGGCAUCGGGGCCGCCCCCAUGGGGUGCGGAGGCGCGGUGGGGCUGGCGGUGCUGGCGGCCGCCGCGAUGUGCGGGGCAGGGGCGCUCGCCGGGCGCGUCCUCAGCGGUCAAAAAGUGUGCUAUGGUGACUUCAAGCGUUCUUGCUACAAGUUAGCUUAUUUCCAGGACUUAUCUAGACGUGUGGGCUUUCAGGAAGCCCGCCAAGCUUGUGAAAUUGAUGGUGGGGCUUUACUGAGCCUAGAAAGUGAAGCUGAGCAGCAACUGAUAGAAAACAUGUUGCAAAACCUCACUAAAUCAGGCUCUGGAAUUUCUGAUGGUGAUUUCUGGAUUGGAUUGUGGAGAAGUGAUGAUGGACUAGCCACCUCGAGUACUUGCCCUGACCUCUACCAAUGGACCGAUGGAAGUAUUUCACCAUUCAGAAAUUGGUAUACUGAUGAGCCUUCCUGCGGAAGUGAAGCCUGUGUUGUGAUGUAUCAUCAGCCAACUGCAAACCCUGGUCUGGGAGGGCCAUACCUCUAUCAAUGGAAUGAUGAUAGAUGUAACAUGAAGCACAAUUUUAUCUGCAAGUAUGGUCCAGAUAAUGUCUUAGAAAAAGAACUAGGAGACAGAACGAAGCCAGAUUACGAUAUUUCUCCAACAGUGUCAGCAGGAAAUCCUUAUGACACAAGCAAACCAGAAGAUCAGUAUCAUAUAAUUGCUACAGAAACAGGUAUAAUUCCAAAUCUAAUUUAUGUUGUCAUACCCACUAUACCACUACUGCUGUUGAUACUGGUGGCUUUUGGGACUUGCUGUUUCCAGAUGCUUCAUAAAAGGGAAGCAAGGAGAAACUGCUUCAAAGACCCAUCUCCAUUAUCAUCUGAAUGCCUUGCAGAAAGUUUAAAUUCCAACUUGUAAAGGAAGAACAAAAACCAGUCCAAACCAGUCCACACUAUGGAUUUCAAAGACGCCUAGGAAGGACAGUAGCAUGGAGGUAUAAUGAUUUACUGACUGAAAACGAAGCAAAAAUAACUUUUUGCAGUCAGGCUGUAUUAUGUCGUCAAAGACUGUUAGCUUGGAAUGGCUUGAAAUGCAAAGGAUCCACAAGAAUGAACUGUAAGCUCCCCCUUGAGGCAAAUGUUCAGUAAUUUUUAUAUAAUACUUGAUUACUAAUUCAGCAACAAAAUAUGCCAUGCAAAAUAAAGGGUAUGUGUUUAUUUUGCUAAGAGAUGCAAGUUAGCUAGUUGUGAGCAAUGAAAUGAACAAAGCAUUUGGAAUUUUUAUGGGGAAAUAGCCACAGUGUAUAUCAGUUUUAAGGUUGUUUGUAGUGAAACAAGCUCUCUUUGUUUCCUUUACUCUCUCAUGCAUUGUAAUGUAGUUGAUGUACUGUAAAUGGAACUGACAAUUUUACAGUGUAACGAUUAUUUAUCUUUGCAUAAAUGUUUGAUACAAAAUAUUUGUUUAGUAUUUAUUUGCACGCAACACAGUUUUUGAUCCUCAGACACAAAAAAUUAUUUUAUUAUGUAUUAACAUGGUUACUAGCAGAGAUAGGCACCAUAUUGUGACAGAGAUCUGAUGUGGCAAAAUUCCAGGAUUCAUAAAAGAUAUUUGAUGUCAUAUAAUUAAUCCACGUUGCCAGGAAAAGACCGUAACUUUUUAACAUAUUAGUCAACACUUGGCAAGUGAUAUCUCAUUAAUGAGAUGUCCUUUUAAGGCAGCUAUUAGUUGUUACUUAAGUAAAAUAUUUUUACUUUUUCUGACCAAAAAAGUAAUAUCACAAUGGGCAACAUAAGAUUAAAAUUACUUGUUUCAGUAAAUCUCUGUAAAAAGACAUUAAAUAUUAUUUAAAUAUAGCUAAUAGAUCGUUAGGAAAAAUGUAAAGUUGAAUCAAAGAAAAGACAAAUGGCUUUUCUUGGAGGUGGAAGUAAUAGAUUGAUCCCAGCAUCACUCAGGCUGUUAGCUAGAAAAGCAUUAAUAAUAUUAAUUGAUAGACAGAUUUAGAGGUAAGCUUGAGGCAUUUAAAUUCUUCUUUUAGAGUUAUUAUUAACAUCAUUAAAAUCCAUUCCCUUUGGUUCCUUAAGAGCUUUCUGUGCCAUAAGAAUGUUUUUACCAGUCAUUAGGAAUGGAUCUUGGGGUGGUAGCAAUAGCAGUCUGACUAAUUAGUUGGUGACAGUCUGAUGCUGUGGUAGAUAUGAGAUUGUGCUGCAGCUGCAGAAAGAGUUCAAGAGCAUGAAUUCAAGCUAGAUGGCUUUCCAUUAACACAGAUGCAAAACUACUGCUGGGUGAAAGUUGGGGAGAGCUGGACAGAAGCAGCAGCAUAUUAUUUUUUGGUUUGCCCACACUGUGCUAGUUGAUGCUGACCACAACUUUGUACUUCAAAAACAAAUGUGUAUGAAUUUUUCUGAGUAAAGAGGGGAAAAAAAGCAUUUAUUAAAAUUCAUUACCACUGAUACAACUUGUGCAAUGCUAUUGACAAAGCACUUUUGGAAAAAUCUUAAAGUUGCUACUCUGCCCCGUUUUUGCUUCCUCUUUGAAGAAGACAACUUCUUUAGUUCAGGUUAAGUAUUGCUAUUCCUACUUACAAUAUUCUGUUGUUUUUCCAGUCGGUCACAAGUUCUUUCUUUGCUCAGUCCCUUACUUCAGUUUACUUUGCCGCGAUUGCAAAUAGAGAGGUAACGCUAUGAUCCUGCAUGAUCACCAAGACCAAAACUAUUUUUCUCCUUAUUUAAAUACUACUUAACUCAACUGAGAGCAAGAUUCCUCUUUCUGGGAAAGAGCUGCAGUAAAAAAAAUUGGGUUUUUUAUAGUCUUGAAAGAUUAACUCCCUAAAUAAAAUAGGGAAGGAGAGUGAACAUUUACAAUAAAACUAUUUCUUGAUACUUAGUGCUUCCAGAAAACAUGUAAAGGUGUAGCAAUCAAUUUUCUGAUUAAUGCAGCAGAAGUGACAGAAGUAAUUUCCAAGUCACAAUUAGUAGGACGCAAAUACCUUCAGAUGUCUUACUUGCAGGGUAAAGGCAAUUGCUGGGCAGUCUUAAACACUGUGUGAAGGAAGAAUGGAAAGUGGCACACAAUGCUUUUAGCAUGAUGAACUUGCAUUCUGUAUGUGAAUAAGAUCUACUGAUUAUUGGGGUAAAAUAUUUCCAUGUCAUAUCACUUGCAAAGCGGAAUCAAAUAGUUCCCUUCCAUGUAUUUUCUUUGCUUAGGAUGUUGUUUCUAGAUACCAGGUAAAAUCUAAACUAUCCUAAGAAUUCUCUGGAGAGGACUACAAAUAGAGCAUAGAUCAAACUUAUAGGCUUAUGACUUCCACCGUUAAGUAGGUGAUUCUGUUACAUGCUAAAACAUACCAACCUCUUACAUACAGAAAUUCUUUCAUCUUUAUUUCCCUUAUUUCCACACACAAAAGGAAAAUAAAGGGGAAAAAGGGUAAAAGAGGAACGGAGGAAAGAGGGAAAAGAUAAGCAUUUCACACUUGCAGAGACAAUACCUAAAAAUUAGACUUCAUGCUGGUAUUUCCUCUGGGGCUUCCCAAAUUUUAUUGAGGCUUCCAGAAAAACAAGAGGUAUUUCCAGGGCAUGGUCCAUUAGUGGCAACAGAACUGCUAAAAAGAAAAACAACAAAAAAUUCCCAACAAAAAAACCCAAACCUCUCUGUUGUCAUAUUCCCAUUAAACUCUACCGAACAGAGAAAGGAAAACAAUAUUCAAUUUCAGAUGACAGAUUCCAUCCACUAGAGUCACUUUGAAUAAACUAGUUGGCUUUUAUGUACAGCUAUGGGAUCUCCUCGUAGUGACCACAUUCUCUUCUACUCACUGCCUCUCUAAAUCUCUUCCAAAUGGCAGCAGUAGGUUAGGCAAGGAACUGAAGGAUGAACAGUGAAACUUACCUAGUCUUCAGAUGGAUGUCAUGACUUCAGUCUGGCAUUUUAUUAAACAUUAUAUUCCCACCAUCCUUAUUUUCACCAAGGAAAAAUCUUUUUUCUCCAUGAUGAUAUUGGCCUUUUGGAAGGAAGAAGCACCUGAGAGAGAACGCUCAUUUCCUUCUUUAAUCUAAUAAACUUUUUUCGAUGCAAGCAAGUGUAAGUCAGCAUCAAGCUUCCACUGUCUAUUUCAAAGCUUAAGCUGGUCUUAGUUGGAGGUGUCCCUGCUCAUGGUGGGGCAGUUGGAAAGAUGAUCUUUAAGAUCUCUUCCAACCCAAACCAUUCUAUGAUUUUAUGAUCUGUGAUUCUAUGAUCUUGGACCUGUGAUUCAAUUGAAAAUAAUUUGUUCUGCCCACAUGUUUUAACAUAGUAAUGACUGCUUCUCCACAGGUUAAUGUGCAGUCAAAUGAAGUAAUAGGUGCUGAAUGAAGGCUAGAAUGUAGUCAACUAAGGUUAUGUUAGUUUUCUCUAGAUAUAAAAUAUUGAAAAAGAAUAUUUAUUUUUAAUUAUACUCUCAUAUAUUACAUAUAUGUAACAUAUUAGAGUAUACAUGUAUAUAUCAGACUUUAUAACAGGUAAAUUUUUAGUCUGAGUGGAUGAUUUAUUAAUGUAUACCUCAAAAUAGAUCUGUGCUUUCCAUUUUGGAAAGCAAAAAAUGCACAUAAAUAGAAGUACAUCACCGUGUUUCUGGGAAGCACGUUUUCUAGUCACUGAAUCUGCUUUGAGUUGUCUCUUGUAUUUCAUUAAGAGACCAAAACACAAUUUACAAUAGUGAUGUAUGGUAAAUAAUGCAAAAAUCAUGUCACAUUUUAAUUAAACAUUUUAAUGUAAUUACUUCAUCCAAAUCAAUUUACACUGAUAGCGGAAUGCACUUUCUUUUCAGUGGCUGUUUAGUAGUAAAAGAGCCUAGCAGCAGAAACAGUGGUCCACUAUCAGACAGGAACAUUUCAACAUUAAAAACUGUGGUUUAUACUAAAAAAAAUAUCUAAAGCUCCUUUCCUUUUCUCUCUGGCUUAAUUACAUCUGUCUAUGUUCCUUGUGGUCACAUAUCUAUUAAUAAAGCUAAAUGUUUGGUCUGGACCUAAUCCUCUAACGCUUAUGAAGGCCUGAAAGCAGUUUGGGACUUGAUAGUUUUUAUCAGUGACUGCCAUCCUGUGUUUGUAAGCUAGCCUUGUAUUUUGGGCACUUCAUAUCUACAUUUAGCCUUGUAAGUGGCAAGUGUGGGAGCUCCUUACCAAAAUCAUACAUCUAUGUGUAUAUGUGUAGAUUCACUGUAAGUUAGAAUUCAUUUUUAGAAUUCAUAUUUUCAUGCAGUAAUUUUCAUUAAAAAUAUAUUAAAUUCCUACACUAUGCUGAAAACAGAAAUAAAGAAAUACAUCAUAUCAUACUGAGGCCACUGAA
Molecule: messenger RNA, 5394 nt
Organism: Cuculus canorus (common cuckoo)
Lineage: Eukaryota; Metazoa; Chordata; Aves; Cuculiformes; Cuculidae
Gene: CHODL
Product: chondrolectin
Exons: 8
Coding region: 121-996 (291 amino acids)
Biological process (GO): positive regulation of axonogenesis
Cellular component (GO): cytoplasm
Source: RefSeq, a predicted model, not a curated record